UCCAAACAAAUAAAGAAAAGACUUCAUUAUCACCGAAUGCAGCAAAUUAGGAAUCAUGGAUCUGAAAUACAAUUCCUCUCGGAAGCAUGUAUCUAUCAGUGUACCUUCAAAAUCCCAAGUGAUGUCACCACAUAUCAAAUCAGUAGAUGAUGUAAUAGUCCUUGGAAUUAAUCUCAGCAAAUUUAAGAAGGUCACUCAGUUUUUCAUUUGCAUUUCUGGAGUUUUUCUGUUCUAUCUUAUUUAUGGAUAUCUACAGGAACUGAUAUUUUCAGUGGAGGGGUUUAAGCCCUUUGGCUGGUACCUAACACUAGUGCAAUUUGGGUUUUAUUCUAUUUUUGGACUAAUAGAGCUGCAGCUUAUUCAGGACAAGAGGAGACGGAUCCCAGGCAAAACCUACAUGAUGAUAGCUUUUCUAACAGUGGGGACAAUGGGUUUAUCAAAUACCUCUUUAGGAUACCUGAAUUAUCCUACACAAGUAAUCUUCAAGUGCUGUAAACUAAUCCCAGUUAUGAUAGGAGGAGUCUUUAUACAAGGAAAACGUUACAAUAUCGCUGAUGUUUCUGCCGCAAUAUGUAUGAGCUUGGGCUUGAUAUGGUUUACUCUUGCUGAUAGCACAAUUGCACCAAAUUUCAACUUGACAGGUGUGGUCCUCAUAUCUCUUGCCCUCUGUGCAGACGCAGUGAUAGGCAAUGUACAGGAAAAAGCUAUGAAGUUGCACAAUGGAUCAAACUCUGAAAUGGUUUUGUAUUCCUAUUCAAUAGGUUUCCUGUACAUUUUGUUGGGACUGACUUGCACCAAUGGCAUAACCCCAGCAGUAACGUUUUGCUCAAAGCAUCCAGUUCAGACAUAUGGCUACGCAUUCUUGUUUUCUUUGACUGGGUAUUUUGGAAUCUCCUUUGUUCUGGCUUUGAUUAAAAUUUUUGGGGCUCUUUUGGCAGUAACAGUAACAACAGGAAGAAAAGCAAUGACCAUUGUACUUUCCUUUUUGUUUUUUACAAAGCCAUUCACAUUCCAGUAUGUAUGGUCAGGCUUAUUAGUAGUCCUGGGUAUAUUUCUCAAUGUUUACAGCAAGAAUAUGGAUAAAAUCAGACUGCCAUCAAUACGCAGUGUCUGGAAUAAAUCUGCAGAAGAAAGAAAGACAAGGACGUUGUCCCAGACUGUGUAGAACAGUGGUUUAGGCCAUGCAUUGCACAUUUAUUUCUGUUAUUACAUUGCCAUAAUCUGGCUGAUUCAUUUUCCAAAGGGAAUGAUUCUAAAACCAAAGGAGCUGAAGGCCUUCUGUCUGCUUGUGGAUGACUAGAAGUGAACACGUCCACAACGGCUGUCUCUUAGGAGCACUUGGACCUCUUCCUGUCCUGGGGAAACUCCAUUUGACUAUGAAGGACAGCAGCUCUGGGUGACUGUCGA
This is a messenger RNA of Euleptes europaea (tarantolino), 1407 nucleotides long. RefSeq names its product solute carrier family 35 member B3 (gene SLC35B3). Lineage: Eukaryota; Metazoa; Chordata; Lepidosauria; Squamata; Sphaerodactylidae. The record is from RefSeq and is a predicted model, not a curated record. The transcript is spliced from 9 exons. Gene Ontology annotation, biological process: transmembrane transport. Bases 56 to 1165 code for a protein of 369 amino acids. Gene Ontology annotation, cellular component: endoplasmic reticulum membrane; Golgi membrane. Gene Ontology annotation, molecular function: 3'-phosphoadenosine 5'-phosphosulfate transmembrane transporter activity.